Messenger RNA from Cyclopterus lumpus (lumpfish), 1990 nucleotides. RefSeq names its product purine nucleoside phosphorylase 4b (gene pnp4b). Gene Ontology annotation, molecular function: purine-nucleoside phosphorylase activity. Gene Ontology annotation, cellular component: cytoplasm. The record is from RefSeq and is a predicted model, not a curated record. The transcript has 8 exons. The coding region runs from base 140 to 1330 and encodes 396 amino acids. Gene Ontology annotation, biological process: nucleoside metabolic process. Lineage: Eukaryota; Metazoa; Chordata; Actinopteri; Perciformes; Cyclopteridae.
UGGUUCAGAGACGGUGGUGAAAGAAGAGUUCUCGGAAAGAAGAGAGAUAGGAGGAAGUGAGAAGUGAGCCAAGUGGUCGGUAGUUCCACACUCAGCUCCGUCGGGUAGAACAACAGAGACCCUUCAGAGGAAACUAAGGAUGGUUCUGUGUGGCUUCGUGUUCCUUCUGGCAGCUGCUGUCAGUCAACAUGUGAACUAUCCAGCUCCAGUCUGUGCAGUCAGAGGAUCUUCUGUCAGCCUCCUCUGCACCUUCACACCACAGAAGUCCUUCCUGCAGGAUGGAGAUGUUUUAGUGGAGAUCACCAGAGUCCUUUGGUGCCAGAACCAUGAGAUCUGUCAUGGCACGACUCCGUCUGUGUACGACAGUGAAGAAAACAACAACAACAACAACCCUCGUUACAGAUACCUGGGAGACAAGAAGGGAAACUGUAGUCUACAGAUCACAGAUGUACGAAUGGAAGACUUCGCAACUCUUCGCUUCAGAAUGGAAGCUGAUGAACAAGGAGCGAGUUUUACUGGCCCACCAGGAGUGAGAGUCACCGUCGUUGAGGGAACUCAGAUGAAGAUCCGAAGCUCCAGUGACGGAGCGUUUAAAAGAGGUGGAGCAGUCACCCUGAACUGCACCACAACGUGCACCUUCCACCACCUGGAGGUCACCUGGUACAGAGAUGGCCACGCCCUCCACUUCACUGGCCCCGCCCUCCACCUCGGCACUCUGACUGCAAAGGAUUCUGGGAACUACACCUGUGGAUUGAAGAACAACGACCGCACUCUCUCCUCACCUCAUGUUCUGUUUGUGGAGGAGGAACAGGAAGAAGGGGAAGAACAGCAAGCAGGUGGUCAGGUGUCCCUGGUAGUCGGCGUGGUGUUUGGGGUCCUGCUGGCUCUGUGCUCUCUGGUUCUGGUCCUUUGCAUCAUCAGAAGUUACAGGAAGCGAGCAGCAGAUAAGAGUCAGUCAGCUGUGAGAGAGGAGGCGGGGCUAAAGAUAUUCACAGGUAUCUUCCUGUCUGUCUCUGACACCCAGGACGACAUUGGCUCCUCCCCCAAAAGGAUCAGAGCCAGGAGCCAGACCAGAUGGAGAACAGGCCCUAAUGUCAAUAACCCAUGUCAGUCACGUCCAGAAUGGAGGAGCUCAGCGACAGGAAGACGAGGACGACGUCAGCUACGCCCCCAUAAAGAUCAAAGCCAGGAGCCAGACCAGACCGGUGAUGGAGGAGGACGCCAUCAUCUACAGCUCCGUGGUUGGUCGAGCCUGAGGUCACGUGACCUCCGGGCCCACAGGACUGGUUCAGCUUCAGGCUCUGGAGUUGUGUCCCUACUUUCAUUAUAGCGGUUAUAACCAUGUUAUUAUCACAUUAUUACUUUUACACACACACACACAUACUCCUGGUAGUAGUACUAGUACCUCUGUGAAUACUGCAAGCGUAUAUAGUUCAGGCGAGUACUGAUGGUUCUCCAGCAUCACUGAGACUUCCUGGUUGGUCACAUGACCUCACGAGGCCCAAUGAGACUUCUCCAUUGACUUACAUUGAGAAAGAGACUUCUGCAAUUCAGCGGAGCUUCAACUUCCUCUAAUCCAUUUUAGAGUUAUUUCACUUCCUGUGUCAACGGGGCAGGGGGCGGGGCUAGUGAGCAUAAAUACCACCCAUUGACACCUUUAGUUCCUGUGUUGGUUCACACUGUUUACUUCUGUGUUUGUACUAAAGUCACUGAAGACUUAAUCACAACGUGUAUUAUUAGUAGUAUUUGUAUUAGUAGUAGGAGUAGACAUUAUGUUUUACCUUGCGUCUAUGUAGAGCACUUUGGAAACCUUGUUUUUAAAGGUGCUAUAUAAAUAAAUGUAUUAUUAUUAUUAUUAUUAUAGUAGUAGUAGUAGUAUUACUAAAGUCACUGAAGACUUAAUUAUAAUGUGUAUUGUUUUUAUUAUUAUUAUUAUUAUUAUUAUUAUUAUUAUUAUCUCUGUCAUUUUGUAAUGUAUUGAAUUACAUGC